This is a messenger RNA of Drosophila innubila, 1861 nucleotides long. RefSeq names its product probable plastidic glucose transporter 3. Gene Ontology annotation, cellular component: membrane. The record is from RefSeq and is a predicted model, not a curated record. NCBI's taxonomy places the organism in Eukaryota, Metazoa, Arthropoda, Insecta, Diptera, Drosophilidae. Gene Ontology annotation, molecular function: transmembrane transporter activity. The transcript is spliced from 5 exons. Bases 95 to 1819 code for a protein of 574 amino acids. Gene Ontology annotation, biological process: transmembrane transport.
CAGAGCUUUUAGUGUGACAGCACCUUUCAGUGAAGUUUAUUGCCAAACGAGUUCAGUCAACCGAUAGAUAAAUAAGUAAUUAUAGCAAUAGAAAAUGAAAAACGAUAAAUAUUUACCACCAGAGCCGACGGCACUUGGAUUUGCUUCGGCACCAACAGAAAUACCACAAAGUUAUCCGCCGCCAAGCUAUUCUCAGCAUGAAAAUCCACCGCAAGGAUAUCCGCCACAAGUAUAUUCACCGCAAGGAUAUCCACCACAAGUAUAUCCACCACAAGGGUAUCCACCACAAGGGUAUUCAUCACACGGGUAUUCACAACAAGGAUUUCCACCGCAAGUGCACCCACAACAAGUGUACCCACAGCAUUCGUAUCCACCACCACAAAACUAUGCUCCACCGCCCUCCCAGCACUUUGAACCACCCCCAACACAGUCGCCCCCACAACAGAAUAUAAUCUUUGUGCGUCCCAGCAGUUGGUACAAACGCACCGCAAUGAAUAGACCACAAAGCAACGUCUUGACUCCUGCCUCUAUUAUAUUUCUCACGGGUGGCAUGAACAUUGCCUGGAGCAUUGGAUUCCGUCAUCAGAUCUAUUAUAACGUAAGUACGCAUGUAAGCAUCGCUUGGUUCAUUGGAGCCAUCAUUGGAGCAGCCAUCUCGGCUUUUCUGCCCAAGGCCAUACCAAGGAAGGUGAUCACGCUGUUCUGCUCGAUGCUGGUGCUGAUUGGUGGAAUUGUGAAUUGCAGCACUCAUUACAAUCUCGAUGCCCUCGAAGCAAAUCUCUAUUUGAAUGGCAUUGCCAAUGGAUUGGUAUUCGCUCCGACACUGGCGCUGGCUGGGGAAUUGGCCGUGUUUUAUAUGCGUGGCAAGAUCAGUACGUCCAUUGAGCAGUUGAGCUUCAACCUGGGCAUCUUUGUGCAAGUCAUGCUCAGCUCAGGAUACUCAUCUUCAUCGUAUCAUUCGGCUGGUUACAAUCCCGAGCGCGUCAGUGGCAUUAUCGCUGCAGUGCUUGGAUUUAUGGGAUUGGUAAUUGGCGCCUUUCUGUUCGUCGAAUCACCAGUCGAUUUGGUGGCCAGCGGACGAGAGCAGGCAGCCACCGACGCACUGCGUCGCCUGCAACGCCAUCGCGCUCCCAGUGAUCAGACUCUGGCCCAGUUGGAGGAGCACAAGCGUUAUGUGGCCGAUAAUGAGAGGCUGUCGAAAGAGAAAAGCUUCCGCUGUGCAACUCCAGCCUUUAUCAAACUCUGCCUACUACGCGGUCUCAAUGCCGUCUGCAUAUCCAGUUUCUUCUUCGAAAUGAUAUAUCGUGCCAACAGUGUAUAUUUGUGGGGUCAGGAACACUUCAUUUUAUUUGGCGCCUGCAGGCUGCUGGGCAGCGUCCUUGCCUCCAUAUUUGUGGACUUUCUGGGACGGAAGAUUCCACUACUCGUGGGUCUGGCUGGGAGCACUUCCUUUGCCUUUGCCGCUGGCAGCGAGGUCGUUUUUGGUUACCGGAAUACCGAGACUUGGCUGUACACUUUCCAAUUCUUUGCUGGCUUAACAUUCACCAUCUCCUCGGCAUACCUUUCCGAGGCCUAUCCGCUGAAAGUGAAGCAAAGCUUCAUUAGCUUCACCUAUAUAAUCGAAAUGGUGGUGUUUAUCAUCAUUGGAACAUCUGAUUUAAUCGAUGAGUUCUUGUAUAUUAUUGGAGGCCUCUUGGCGGCCGCCUUCUUCCUGUCCAUUGUGUGGAUGCCAGAGACACGAAGGACCACACUCCGUGGAGCACAGCAGAAAUUCAGAGGAUUCAUAACGUGUUGCAACAACUUUAACGAGAGCAGCUAAAUUAAUAUAUAUAUAAUAGCAACAAAAAUUUAAAUAAAUUAU